AUGCCGACUUUCUUACGCAGCUACAUUCCCGACAAACCAAUGCUUCUAGAGAAAGAUAUUAAUAGCUUGAAAGAUAAAGUCUUCAUAAUAACUGGAGGAAGUGGAGGCAUCGGUCUUGAACUGGCCAAGAUCCUAUACCACGCAAACGCCUCGAGAAUUUAUCUUUUAUCACGAUCCAGACAAUCUGGUGAUGCAGCAAUUGCUGCCAUCACGAGCUCUGAGCCUCCCCCCGAGAUGGAACGGCGUUCUGCGGCAGCAACGGACGCUGUUCGUUUCAUACCACUUGAUCUCGGAGAUCUCAACAAUGUCAAGGAAGCGGCCAAAUUAUUUUUGCAACUCGAGACACGCCUAGACGUUAUAUGGCAUAACGCUGCCGUGAUGCUUGCUCCAGAAGGAAGCGUAAGCAAUCAGGGUUACGAACUUACUUUUGCAACCAAUGUCUUCGGGCCCUUUUUACUCCAGCAUUUCCUUACACCCAUCAUGCUGCAAACGGCUCGAGGUCCCGCGACCCCCAAAGGUUCCGUUCGCGUCUGCUGGGCUGCCUCUGGAGCGGCUGUGGCGCCUCCAGGGGAUGAUGGCAUAGUCUGGGACAAUUGGCAACUGAGCUCUGUCGAUUAUGGGGGCUUUCAAGGCCGUACUAGUAGAUACAUGCAAAGCAAGGCGGCGAACGUUAUUCUGGCGGCCGAGAUGGCAAAGGUGUAUCCGGAGAUCAUCAGCUGUGCGUUCAAUCCUGGGGCCAUCAAAACGGAUAUUGCUCGCCACGCACCAUGGUUCUUGCGAGUUUUACACAUCUUCAUGUCUCGACCGGUGCGAUUCGGCGCACUGACGGAGCUUUAUGCUGGAUUCUCAGACGAAGUCGCCAAGAAAAACGGAUGCUUCGUUGUCCCCUUUGGUCAGAUUGGUUCUACAUGCUCAAAAGUCGAGGCCGGAAUCUCCGAAAGGAAUUCGGGCGAGAGACUUUGGGCCCUGUGCGAUGAGCACGUCCGGGAGUAUUAUUAA
Trichoderma citrinoviride is the source of this 999-nucleotide messenger RNA. Its product is annotated as NAD(P)-binding protein. The transcript has 2 exons. Lineage: Eukaryota; Fungi; Ascomycota; Sordariomycetes; Hypocreales; Hypocreaceae. The coding region runs from base 1 to 999 and encodes 332 amino acids. The record is from RefSeq and is a predicted model, not a curated record.